Messenger RNA from Neurospora crassa OR74A, 1894 nucleotides. RefSeq lists its product as hypothetical. The transcript has 3 exons. Lineage: Eukaryota; Fungi; Ascomycota; Sordariomycetes; Sordariales; Sordariaceae. The coding region runs from base 521 to 1507 and encodes 328 amino acids. The record is from RefSeq and is a predicted model, not a curated record.
CGUUCUUAUUCUUCACAAGGAAGGCCAAACAAGUCCCCGGACCCGGCAUGUAUGUAUGGAUUAGAUGGACCCUCCCAUCAUCAUAUGCUCCAUCCGGGUCUUGAUGAUGAUGUAGAGAGGUAUCCAUCCCCCGCCCGAGUUGGCAGCCCUUGUUGCUUGUGGACACUCAAACCACCCAGAGCCAAGAGAGGCUGUGGGAAAGCUUUUGAGAUGUUGGACGAUACUCGAGUCGCGUGCAUGCAUGGGUUAAGUUUGUCGGGUUUGGAGAAUCAAGAAAUCCCUAUAAGACAGGCCGUUUUCCCGGUCACCCGCUAUUCUUGUUGUUGUUUCUUUUCCUUCUCUUUUCCUCCUUUUUUUCCUUACCUACCAUCCGUCCAUCUUCGACAUCUUUGACAUCAACACCACCAACAACAACAACGACAACCACAUCUGUCCAAAGCGGAGGGGCAUAUUAACAACACCGUCCAAUCAUUAUUAUACUACCUACCUACCUACACAAUCCUAAAUAAAUACAAACACAAUGGCUCCCAUCAAGCCCCAUUGGGUCCAGCCCUCCCACCCGGACCGUCUUCACCUCAUCGUCAACGAGGCCGAGUUCACGUCCAAGAGCAUCUCCAAGAUUGCUCUGCCGCCCUUUGCGUUGUUCGCCAAGCUCGAGUUUCCCCCCUGCACGCCGGCCGAGAAGCCGACGUAUGCUACCGUCCAGUGUGGCCGUGACAAGCACCUGGAUCUUAACAGCGACUUGCUGUACAUCAACCACUCUUGCGAGCCGUCUCUUAUCUUUGACACGGGUAACAUGAACGUCAUCGCCGGCCCGAAAGGGAUUCAAAUCGGCGAGGAAUUGACUUUCUUCUACCCCUCAACCGAAUGGACCAUGGCCCAGCCCUUCGACUGUCUCUGCGCCAAACCCACCUGCCGCGGCCGCAUCUCCGGCGCCCGCGACAUGACCGACGCCCAACUUGCGGGUGCCUGGCUAAACGGCCACAUCCGUGACCUUCUCGAAGAACAGCGCGGUUGUCCCACUAGUACUUCCUCUUCUAUCCCUUCCGCCACUACUGCCAAUGCUUCCACCACCACCACCACCACCACCACAGCUUCUUCUUCUUCUUCUUCUUCUUCUUCAUCCCUCAACGGCAGCAACAGCAACAGCAACAGCAACGGCAACAGCAGCAGCAACUUCCCGUCCGCCACUUACACCAUCCCCGAAAAGAAGUCCUCCUCCGAGAAAACCAACGGCUAUAACAAAGUCGGAGAGUUGGACCAAAUUGCGCAGAGCCUUCGAGAUGCCUUGACGCAUGCCGAAAAGGUGGUGGAAGCCGCGAGGAACGCGCUGAUGAGCUAUGUCGGGGCUGUCAAUGAUGCUGCUACUGCUGCUGCGAAUAAUGGGGCGGCGAAGAAAAAGGAGGAGGAAGAGGAAGAAAGUCCCGAGGGGGCGCGGAGACGGGGGCCGACGAGUAGGGAGCUUAGUGGAGAGAUGGGGGGUGAUACGAUGGAGGUUUUGGCUUAGGGGAGAGGGGGAGGGGGAGAGGGGGGAGGCAUGUUGCUGGAAAUACAACCCUAAAGGGGAAGAAGGGGAUAUGAUAUGAAGCACAUGCCUACCUACCUACCUGUGUUGGUGGAGGAGGGCUGCUACGGUCUCUUUUUCUUCUUUUUUUCCCUUUUUUUUUUUUGAAUAUGGGGAAAAACAAAGGAAAAAAGAGAUGAGUGGCCUGAGGAAUCUGCCGUCCUGUCGUUACUGGUUGUUUUGAAUUUAUAUGAAACCUUGGAAACAGAAAAAAGGCAGUGUUGGAUAUGAUAGCCAAAUACGCAUUGUACAUGGCGAAAGAGUGAAAAAGGGGUGAUGAAGAAAAGGGGUGAGUAGAUAUCAUGGAUAUAGAAAUACAUAUUGUUGUAC